AUGAGUGCUCCAGCAUCCCUGCGGGCCCUGCGGCCGUGUCUCGGGUCCAUUGCUCGCCCGGGAAAAUCAUUCGCUCCGGCCACAUUGAAUUCCCAAAUCCGUCAAGCCACCUUCUUCGCGUCGCAGAAUAAGCGCCUGUCCGUUUGUCAGCCGCGAUGGCCCUCUAUUUCCAAGCGAACCGCUACAACUUCGCCCGAGUCACCUCCAUCCGAGCCCGUGCCCACCACUCCUUACUCCGCAUUGACCGUCGGAGUCCCUCUUGAGAUCGUCCCUGGUGAACGCCGUGUGGCAAUCACCCCGCAAAAUGUCGCGUUGCUCCUGAAGAAAGGUGUUUCUCGUGUUCUCGUUGAACGCGGUGCCGGCGAGGAAGCCCAACUCUUGGACCAUGCCUACGAACAAGCCGGCGCGACGAUGGUCGACCGCGACGCGAUCUGGUCUCAGAGCGAUAUUGUGUUGAAAGUCCGCAGUCCCCAGGCAGAGGGGCCAUUCAACGAAAUCCAGGCCCUACGCAAAGGCUCCACGGUUAUCUCUUUCAUGUAUCCCCUCCAGAACAAGCCCCUCGUUGAGGCCCUCGCGGCGCGCGGCGUGACCUCCUUUGCGAUGGACCGUAUUCCGCGAAUCUCCCGUGCACAGGUCUUCGAUGCGCUUAGCUCCAUGGCUAACAUUGCGGGUUACAAGGCGGUGCUGGAGGCUUCGAAUCAUUUUGGUCGCUUUUUGACCGGUCAGGUCACUGCUGCUGGAAAGAUUCCCCCGAGUAAGGUUCUUGUCAUUGGUGCCGGUGUAGCUGGUUUGAGCGCAAUUGCGUCCGCCCGUCGGAUGGGUGCUAUUGUCCGUGGCUUUGAUACCCGUCCUGCUGUUCGCGAGCAAGUCCAGUCUUUAGGCGCUGAGUUUAUCGAGGUGGAUUUCCAAGAAGAUGGUUCUGGUCAAGGUGGAUACGCUAAGGAGAUGUCCAAGGAGUUCAUCGAGGCGGAAAUGAAAUUGUUCAUGGAGCAGGCUAAGGAGGUUGAUAUCAUCAUCACCACGGCUCUGAUUCCUGGCAAGCCUGCACCCAAGCUCAUCACCAAGGAAAUGGUUGCUGCCAUGAAGCCCGGCUCUGUCAUCGUUGAUCUUGCCGCCGAGGCAGGUGGUAAUUGCGAGGCUACUGUUCCUAACAAACUGAGCCGGUACAAGGACGUUACUAUCAUUGGCUACACGGAUCUUCCCUCGCGUCUUCCUACUCAAUCUUCAACUCUAUAUUCGAACAACAUCACUAAGUACCUCUUGUCCAUGGCUCCUGCGGAGAAGAGCUUUGGAAUCGACUUCAAGGAUGAAGUUGUUCGUGGCUCCAUCGUGACUCUCAAUGGUGAAAUCAUUCCCCCUGCUGCUCCUCCUGCGCCUCCCCCAGCUCCGAAGCCAGAGGCACAGGCAAUCGCGGCAAAGGAAGAAGUGGCUUUGACGCCCUGGCAAAAGGCCACACGCGAUGUGGUCGCAGUCACCGGUGCUAUGGGCACCACCCUAGCUCUAGGCAAAGCGACCGGUCCGAUCUUUAUGGGCAACAUGAUGACCUUUGGCCUCGCUGGUCUGGUCGGUUAUCGCGCUGUGUGGGGUGUAGCUCCUGCGCUCCACUCGCCACUGAUGAGUGUGACCAACGCGAUCUCCGGUAUGGUCGGCAUUGGUGGGUUGUUCGUCAUGGGAGGAGGCUAUGUGCCGACUACUAUCCCCGAGUAUCUGGGUGCUGCGUCUGUACUUUUGGCAUUCGUGAAUGUGUCCGGUGGCUUUGUGGUCACGAAGCGAAUGCUGGACAUGUUCAAGCGUCCGACUGAUCCUCCCGAGUACCCCUGGCUGUACGCUGUGCCCGCUGUUGUGUUUGGAGGUGGGUUCGUCGCGGCCGCCAGCACUGGCAUGGCCGGUCUGGUCCAAGCCGGGUACCUUGUCAGCACGCUUCUGUGCAUGGGCUCUAUCUCCGGUCUCGCCUCGCAGCAAACCGCCCGUCGAGGUAAUAUCUUCGGUAUCCUCGGAGUUGUUUCUGGUAUCUUGGCUUCAUUGGCUGCAGUCGGCUUCUCUCCCGAGACGCUGACGCAGUUCACGGCUGUUGCGGGAACUGGAGCCUUGAUCGGAGGCUUGAUCGGCCGUCGCAUCACACCCACAGGUCUUCCCCAGACCGUUGCUGCUCUCCACUCGGUUGUCGGAUUGGCCGCUGUUCUCACCAGCGCCGGAAGUGUCCUCGCAGACAUUGGCGAUAUCACAACUCUGCACCUCACAACCGCCUACUUGGGUGUUCUUAUCGGCGGCAUUACGUUCACUGGCUCGAUCGUUGCUUUCCUCAAGCUGGCAGGGCGCAUGUCCUCCCGGCCAACCAUUCUGCCCGGCCGACACGUUGUCAAUUCCACUCUAUUGGGCGGUAACAUUGCUACCAUGGGCGCAUUCCUCACCAUGGCACCAGGAAGCCCUGCUAUUGCAGCCACCUGUCUGGGAGCAAGCACAAUCCUCAGUUUCCUGAAAGGAUGGACCACAACCGCCGCCAUCGGUGGCGCCGACAUGCCCGUCGUCAUUACCGUGUUGAACGCCUAUUCCGGCUUCGCCCUCGUAGCCGAAGGCCUCAUGCUCGACAACCCCCUGCUGACUAGCGUCGGCUCCCUAAUCGGCGUCAGCGGUUCCAUCCUCUCCUACAUAAUGUGCGUCAACAUGAACCGCUCCCUGACAAACGUCCUCUUUGGCGGCCUCUCCAGCCCAGCAGCGCAAACGCAGAAGAAAAUGGAAGGCGAAAUCACGCAAAGCAGCAUCGAGGAGACAGUCGAAGCCCUCUCCGGCGCUGAAAACGUCAUCAUCGUCGUCGGCUACGGCAUGGCCGUCGCAAAGGCCCAGUACGCCCUUGCCGAGAUCGUGCGUAUCCUCCGUGCCCGUGGUGUUAACGUCCGCUUUGCUAUCCACCCCGUCGCUGGCCGAAUGCCCGGUCAAUGCAAUGUCCUACUUGCCGAAGCUUCCGUUCCAUAUGAUAUCGUGCUGGAAAUGGAAGAAAUUAACGAAGACUUCGCCGACACGGACGUCACUCUCGUCAUCGGCGCAAACGAUACCGUUAACCCCAUCGCCAUGGAGCCUGACUCUGCCAUCUCUGGCAUGCCAGUUCUGCAUGCAUGGAAGAGUAAGGAGGUCAUCGUGAUGAAGCGCGGCAUGUCUAGCGGAUACGCCGACGUCCCCAACCCUAUGUUCUUCAUGCCUGGUACACGCAUGCUAUUCGGCGAUGCAAAAACUUCUUGCGAUGCCAUCAAAGCUGCUCUAGAGGCGCGGAAGUAG
Molecule: messenger RNA, 3273 nt
Organism: Penicillium bovifimosum
Lineage: Eukaryota; Fungi; Ascomycota; Eurotiomycetes; Eurotiales; Aspergillaceae
Product: putative nicotinamide nucleotide transhydrogenase
Exons: 5
Coding region: 1-3273 (1090 amino acids)
Biological process (GO): proton transmembrane transport; NADPH regeneration
Cellular component (GO): mitochondrial inner membrane
Molecular function (GO): NADP binding; NAD binding
Source: RefSeq, a predicted model, not a curated record